This is a messenger RNA of Magnusiomyces paraingens, 1767 nucleotides long. RefSeq lists its product as uncharacterized. The transcript has a single exon. Gene Ontology annotation, biological process: membrane protein proteolysis. Lineage: Eukaryota; Fungi; Ascomycota; Dipodascomycetes; Dipodascales; Dipodascaceae. The record is from RefSeq and is a predicted model, not a curated record. The coding region runs from base 1 to 1767 and encodes 588 amino acids. Gene Ontology annotation, molecular function: aspartic endopeptidase activity, intramembrane cleaving. Gene Ontology annotation, cellular component: lumenal side of endoplasmic reticulum membrane; membrane; cytoplasmic side of endoplasmic reticulum membrane.
AUGUCUGAAGAUCUUUCGGCGCACCCCCAGGCUUUGGCAACAGUUCUCCAAACUGCCAUCCACCGGUUCUUAAACGCCACUGAUCUGGUAUCGACUUCUGCACGAGUCCAUUCCUCCGCAGCUACCCUCCUCCACUUUGUCCACGAAACAACAACUGCAGCCGUGGCCACACAUGGACCACCCCUCGCAUCCUCGCUUUCGCGUGCAGCCUCGCUCGCAUGGCUCUGGCCAUUACUCCCAUUCCCACCAGUGUUUGCAACUUACGCCAUAAUCGUGGCACUCGCUACCUCCCUUGUCGUAGUUGCAUCCCGUGCAGCUGCCCGUAGACCACUCUCGGCAGGCGAUCCAGACCCCACAGAUAAACUGUACUACCAUGUUUCGGACUCAGCAAAAGGUGCACGCGCCACGGAUGCGUUCGACGAUGCACUGAAAGAGCUUGUGACCAAGCGCCGGGCCAGAUUGACUGACGACACCACGGAGCACCAGUUUGAGAUGGCGGCCACUCGGCGAAUUGUUAAGGAGCUUCGUGCGCUGCGUCAUGAACGUGUAUCUGCAUCGGAGGCCUCACUGAUGCCUGUUUUUGGUGCAGUUGCGUUACUGGGACUUUACUUUGCGUACAAGUACUUUUCCGCAGCUUCGAUCCAGAAACUAAUGUCUGGAUACUUUGCACUUAUGGCCUUUUUCUCUGUGGUUGCGUCAGCUUCCCUGGCCGUUCAAUGGGCCGCGCGCAGUGUCAUUAAGUCAGAAACAGAUGUCCCCCACUGGCGACUUACCCUUGCGCGUGAUCCGGAUGCGCACGCGCCUGGAAUUGAGCCUGGGUUUGAUAUGUUGCUCCAGGAUCUGGUAGCUGAAGAACAAAAGGCUGGGAAAUUGACGCGUGAUGAUCGUGAUCUAUUGAACAGCGUGCGCAUUUGUGAUCCGGUUAAUCCCAAGUCUCAGUUCUUUAGUAUUUAUUGCUCUUUAGGUGACUUGCUUGGUGUCCCUAUGGCUGCAGGUCUUUUGGCAAUCCAUUACUACUGGCCUUCAUGGGUUUCCGGUAACAUUCUGGCAGCUGCCGUUGCCGUUCAGGGUAUUGUAACUGUUCGUUUGGAUUCCGUGCGCACGGGACUCAUCAUGCUAGCUGGACUUUUUGCCUAUGAUAUUUACUUUGUCUUUGGUACCGAUGUCAUGGUCACGGUGGCCACUCAGCUGCAAGUACCAAUUAAGUUGGAAGUCCCUCGUCCCGACGAUUCCGGAUCUGCAGCUGCUUCGCUUAUGCGCACGGCCACAGCGAUGCUUGGACUUGGAGAUAUCGUUGUUCCGGCUCUAUUUUUAUCAAUGCUGCUCCGGUUCGACAUGUACUCGUUCUAUGCCCAACACGAGAAAGAAUCAGGUGAAAAGCUGGCAUAUGCUGCCCGCCGCCCGGUUCCUGCUCCUUACUUCUCAACAGGCGUGGUGGCAUAUGUGAUUGGACUUGUAGUCACAAUUGGAUUCAUGCAUGUUUACAAGGCCGGCCAACCAGCGUUGUUGUACUUGUGUCCUGCCAUUGCAGCAGCAGCUCUGGGUACAGCGGCUGUGCGUGGAGAACUCGGGUUGUUGUUUGCAUACCGGGACCAUGCUGAGGAAGAUGUCGACGAGACGAAGGAUAAGAAUAAGAAAAAGAAGAAGGAUCUGGAAGGACCCGAGUAUGAGGCGUAUCUUGCGGAGCACUAUGAGCUUGACAACGAAGGGUUGCUGAUCAAGAAGGACAAGCAGGUAUCUGUUGAAUUGAAGGAAUCUAAGGAAUAA